ACAUGUUUGCAGUGUCGCCAUGUUUGGCCACUAGGACAGAGCUGAAUAACAGCCGAAUAUUAUGUAACAUCAGGACCUUUGUCUGUGUUUAUAAAAAGGAUCAGCACGUAUCAGAUUGUGGGAUUUGUUGGUGAUUGUUCAGAUGCGAUUCGUUGUUGGACCUGCCUUGGUCAGAAACAUUACAUUAAAUCCUACAAUAUAAUUGGUGACACAGACGUGAACGCUUGGGCCUGCGGACCAGGGUGGCUGGGUUCCCCCACUGGACCAAUUGUGCAGCGUGCACAACAGGUUUGUGGCUUUUUGCUUGAGAUAAUUCUUGAAUAUGGCCUCUGUGACUCUGAACUGCCAGCUGUGUUGCAAAACUUUCUCUACGGUUCAUGGCUUCAAUGAUCAUCUUUGGUCAGUGGCACAUUGUCAGCAAUAUAUGUCAGUGUUUUGGGAAGUAAAGACUCCUAGGACUUAUGGUUUUUAUCCCAACAUAGUUUUUGCUGAUCCUCGCCAUUAUGAUUAUAGAAAACCUAAAGUGGGCAUAUCUCUGCUGACCCUGUGUUACGGUGAACAAAGUACAACUUUCUACCUGUGCCAUGUGUGUGAGGUGACAUGUCGACCACACAGUAUCAUGCAACACCUGUCCAAGGGGGACCACUGCUUCAACUAUUUUAACUACACAGACCCCAAUAUUUUGACUUUUUCAUGGACUCCGUGCAUGGAUAUGAAGGUCAUUUUAAAGCCUCAGGUCAAAAGGGAGUUGAAAGAAAAGGGGCCUGGAGUGCUCCAGAUUUUAACUUUACCUGUUCAGCUGCUUCAACGUAUUAAAAAUUGUUCUUAUUCUGAAGUCAUGAACAUCAUUGGAGAAAAUCAGAUGCUUCUGAAAUUGUUUGAAGCGGCCAAACCACAGAGGAACACGUUUCAGAUGUAUCAAAAAGAUCGGAACAGAAAACAUCCACUUCUGGGCAUGCAGCACAUUAUUGAGUUCAUUUGUGCUGGACAACCUGAGAAGAGACGCUGUCUUUGCACUUUGUGCAAACUAACGGUUGGCAACAACAUGAUCCUCAAACACGUCCUGAGCUUUGACCAUAUUUAUUCUUAUUUUAAAGCAACGCAUCCCUCCAUUGUGCUGUCAAAGUAUUCUUACCUUUACUCUGAGUCCAUCACAUCCAUGAUGCUUGAUUUAGUGAAACAGGCUGGAGAAAUGAAUUCAGUGGCAGACACAAAGCAAGUGACUCUGGAUCCAGUUGAGUUUGCAUCAUUGAAUUCCACUGGAUUUGGUAAAGCCUUGAAGACACUGGAAUCUUACCCUGUGGAUAAGAGUGGCAGUGGCUUGAUCACAAACCUUGAACCUAGCGUCUCACCAUGUGGCACAGAAUCAAGCACAAGUACAAAUCUAGGAGAUGAUGCACCUGAGGAGAUGUGCCAGAAGAUGGAGCCAACAUCAGAGAGGUCAGAUUAUACAGGAAAGGACAUCAUGCAGGGGACGAAGAAGGAAAUGGAGAGAAUAAAAAGGGAGAAUAAGGAGCCGAUUUUAGAGAUCUCAGAGAAGACAUGGAUGGACGUGAUGAAAUGGAGAACAGAAAAGAUAAAGGAGGAAACUGAGGAGUUAAAAGAAGAAAUAGAGGAGACUAAGGAGGAGAAAGUGGACAUCACAGGGAAAAUGCAGGAGGUGGAGCAUGAACUAGAGGAAAGGAAAAUGAAUAUAACAGAGGAUAUGGAGUUGGACACACAAGAGAGGAUAAUUAAAGAAGAAGAAGACGAGGAGGUGGUUACAAAAGUGGAACACAUUUCUAAAAUACGAGAAAGCUGCCUGACUACAUUCAAAGGUAUUGAAAGAUUUAAAGAAAGCACCGUGCAAGUGAGGAGUCCAGUUACCAUAAGAAAUCGCAUAAAGAUGUCGAACAGCACCUCUGACAAGCCACAAGAGACGCCCCACAGUGAGGCCACAGGGGGAAGACAUGCACCGAAGAUAAAGUGUUUCAGUUCCAACAAAGAGCUGUUCCAUGAAGAAUCCCAAAAAAUCCAAAGUGCUCCAAGUGGGAAAAGUCAUGAGGCUGCAGAGAUUAAAGCUGAGACAGAGGACAACCAAAAAACAGACUUACUAUGGGGGUACAUCAAGAAGAGGAACCGGGAGCCUGUAAUCGGCCUUCAUGCUCUCCUUGAAUGUAACUUUGAUGAACACAGUCCCAUUUACCUGUGUUACUGCUGCUGUCGGAGGAUCUUUGAAUGCAACAUUGUCAGCCACGUUACUGGAAUUGUACACUGGAGAAAGUAUUUAGCGUGGUCUGAAAAGGUUCCUGUUCAAAGGCUCAAACAAAAGAAGACGAUAACCAGACAGUUAGUGGCUUAUUUUGAACACUGUGAAGGACAUGGAGAAGCCCAGAUUAUUGAUGUGGAUGAAAAAAACUACCUGGCAGUUUUAAGCCAACCCUUUACUCUAGCCUCGCAGGCUUUGAAGAGUAGGUUUCCCAUCGCUGCAGCUAUGUCCAAUAAACAACCUACGUCUUCAGCCACUGUUCAGUCUGAACCUGAGGAACAUCUGCAGGGGACAAGUCAGCCAAAGAGCCAGUCCUCAGCUACCUCUGUUGGUGUGGUGCACACCAGUUCAUCCACAGCCCAGUCGGCGAUAUCCACCAUGAAUAUCAGGCUAAAGAAAAAACAAAUGGAAGUGGGCAAAAGUGAACUGAUUGUAGUGAGGUGUGGGAGAAGGCAGCAGGUCUACUGUAAACUGUGCCGUGACAGGCUGAGAGGUAGUGAACAUCUGUCCAGCCAUUCCCACCUGUCCAACUAUGUGAAACAAAAGUUUGGACACAAUGCUUCCACAAUUACACUAGAGAAGAUCAUUCCAUUCUUGGUUGCAAUUGAGAACAUUUUGGGCGCUCAGAAGGGUCAGAUAGUGGAAGUGACGAGUGAUCUGUAUGACGCGUUGGCUGCUCUCUACACGCAUGACGCUCUUAAGGAAGUGGAGAUGAUGCUGCAGCAUCAGAUGAACCUACAGGUGCCCUCCGUCUCCACGACUAAUAAUGCAGAGAAACUGCAAGCUGUUGUUAUCAGUUCAUGUGAAACUCCAUGCCCAGAUGUUGGGAUGUUGGUGCAACUGAAUCAAAAACCUGCACCUGAAGGAAAAUGCCGUCCAAAGCAGAAGGAAAAUGAUGUGAAACAGUCGACCGUCACGCCAGUCACUGCAAAGUGGAAUAGGUUUGAGGCCCAGGCUUUGGUGGAAUUGAACCCUCCUCACAGUGCUGUGCCAGUGGUGAACUCCCAACGUGCAGAUACUGUUGCUGCUCACACAGAAUCUCCCAGCAGUACUGUUGUCCAAACCCCACUGACAUACCAAGACACGCAAGUGUCAAUUAAACUUGAGGACACUUAUCUGGUAACAUCUGUCAAAGAAGAGCCUCCUUCAGAUGAUCUGGUGAAAAUAGAACAAGAGAACCAUCCAGGAACCAAUCUCACGGAUGAGAACAGUUUUUGGCUCGGCCUAGUACCUGAGCAGCACUAUGUGUCGCAGGAGCUCCCGAGCAGAUCAUCAGGUGAUGAAAGUCAGAUGCAUUCAUCUGAGAACACUGUAGAACUGGAGACGGAUGUGAUUAUUGGUCGACAUUUUGUAUGGAAGUGUCAAGGACCAUCUGGGAAUUCUUUCUACUUGUGUGAAAGCUGCAAGGAGACCAUUUUUACUUGUCACAUCGCACACAUGUCCAAUCCUGUUCACUGGUUGGCAUACAUAAAGUGGCAACAUCCUUCCUUUCUGCAUUUCUGGGAUAAGGAUGAGUACCCUGUUGAGGUGAAACAGAGAGCUUUAAGGAAAGCUGCCAUCGGCUUCUCGAGGCGUGAGAAUUUUUACAACCCAACAUUGCAGCAUGUUACACUGGGACCACUCCUGUAUGAUUAUGUGAAGGCUGCUCCAUUCUUUGAAGCAUUAAAAAUAGUUCAAAGUAAGAUGUCAGAACAGCGUCUUACCUCUUCAGAGUCACAACGAAGAGUCAAGUCCAACACACCUGAAGGCCCCCAAAACCACACAUCAUUAGCCGACUCACAACAAAGGCCGGUCUCUGGUUUGGAAGUAAGACUGGCAGAGACACACUCCAAAUCCAAGUCUGUUCAGAGUCCUGAAGGAUGUCAAAGCUCACUGUCUCAGGAGUCUCACUGGAAAGAGUCUUCACGAAGCAGGAAGAGGCUCAGUCAGGCUGCGGCUAAAACACUGAUCUGUGAAAAUAAUCUCCACGAGGACUCUCAGGGUCUGUGGCCAGCCAAACGCUCUCAGAGCUUUGCUCCACAGCACAGUGGGACCAGACCUUCAACAGCCUCUUGGUCCAACAGUUGUCUCCUCAGCGCUGUGCCAGCCCCUUGUCUCACAAAGAAAAAGACAAAGGAUCUGUAGCCAAUGUUGAGGUUGUUGACAUGGACUAGUUUUUAAGUCUGAUUAAGAAAAUAAAAUCUGAACCAGACCAGACUCCUUUACAUAACAGCGUGUCCUUUAGAGACGGCACCACAGGCCUCACCUCACAGACACAUUUAGAUUACCCAGCCAACGAUCCAUCCAUUUACACUCGGGUGUACCAGCAGCAGGGAUAUAGAGGAGGAGGAGGUCACACAAGUCAACGUUAUCCCAACCAGGAUGCAGCACAGCUUCAACUGCAGUCAUACAGUCAUUUUUAGUUGUGUAAGUACAUAGCGUCAAGUGGCCAUUAAUGUUGCUUCUUCUUGGCAUCUAGCUCAUCCACACUGCUCCAACACUUUCUUUGUUACCUCAUUCCAGUUAAACUCUAGAAGAAUGUCACUGCUGUUAUGUCAUCAGAGUAUUUUGAUCCGCCUGGUGUGUGAAUAAACAUGCCUAAAAAUGUACCUAACUUUU
Messenger RNA from Cynoglossus semilaevis (tongue sole), 4846 nucleotides. RefSeq lists its product as uncharacterized. Lineage: Eukaryota; Metazoa; Chordata; Actinopteri; Pleuronectiformes; Cynoglossidae. The record is from RefSeq and is a predicted model, not a curated record. The transcript has 36 exons. The coding region runs from base 323 to 4372 and encodes 1349 amino acids.